AUGAACCCCGGUGCCUCCUUGUCUACUUUCAUGGCAGCGUCCUUUCCUCCACCCAUUCCUGGCGCCCAGCACUGGCCCCCCUGGGAGCAGCACCUGCCACCUCUCAUCGCCCCCGCAUUCCCUCCCGGCAGCGGCCUGCUGCUGCCGGCGUUCCCCAGGAUGCCUUUGGUGGCUACUGGUGGCCGUGGCCCCUGUGCCCCCGGGGCUUGCAACUUCACUGUCCGAGUCAGGUCACAAGGGAGGCCAGGGCAGGCCCCCCAGACUCCGACCUUUAUCGUUCCUCAGGGCCCCCUCAACUGGAGCGCUCCAGGGGCCCUCAGCGGGAGUGCUGCAUGUCCUGCACCCAUAUUCUUAGCCACCCCUGCGAUGGAGACCAUUGUGACUGCUCCAGCUGUUGGGGUUACUCAGGCUGGCGAGGGAGGCUGGACCCCAGGCUUUCCUCCUCAAGCUCCACCACCAGCUGCCCAGAUGGCCCCUAACAUUCGCCUGGUGAACUCUGGGCCAUGGCCACACGGCACUUCCAGGGAGGGCAGCCUGGACACCAAGCAGCCCUACGCCUCGCAGGAGGACUGCUCUGACCACCAGAGCGUGGGCAGUCACUUCCGACGGUGGCAGCGCCUCAAGCCACUGGCCCGGAGACACCUUCCCCAGAGUCCUGAUGCGGAAGCUCUUUCCUGCUUUCUCAUCCCAGCGCUUCGAUCCCUGGCCCGCCUGAAGCCCACCAUGACACUGGAGGAGGGACUGUGCAGGGCCGUGCAGGAAUGGCAGCACAUUAGCAACUCUGACCGGAUGAUCUACUACGAGAUGGCGCAAAAGUUCACGGAAUUUGAGGCCGAGGAGGAGAUGCAGGUUCAGCAGUUGCAGUGGAUGCAGUGCGCGCAGGGCCUGCCUCCUCCAGCCCCACCGAAGCUGGAUCCUCGGGGGCCCCCAGCCCCGAAAGUGGGCCUUCAGCCAGCCACCCAGGUUCCCACUGGAGUUGAACGCACAGCCUGUGCUCCCAGGAUGUCCAGCCCCAGGGCCCAGCCCUCCCGCCCGAAGCCACACAGGUCCCAGCGACCCCCGGAGCCCAAGGCACCCGAGGAGAUUCCACCUGAGGCUGUGAGGGAGUAUGUGGACAUCAUGGAGGCGCUGGUGGGGCCCGUCCACUCAGCCACAGGCGACUCAGAUGCAGAAUGGGGAGAGGACGGAAAUGAGCUGCAGCGGGAAGAGGACGGCACCUACUCGGACCCGGAUCUCUUAAGCUACACUGACCAGCUGUGUUCCCAGGAGGACUUUGUCACCAAAGUGGAGGCAGUCAUUCACCCUGGAUUCCUGGCAGAUUUGCUUUCCCCAGACCCACAGCUGGAUCUCUUGGCCCUAGAGAAGGAGCUGGAGCAGGAGGAAGGGCUCACCCCCGAAGAACUGGUGCAGAAACGACUCCUGGCCUUGAAAGAGGACGACGGUGUGCGGGCAGCCCCGAGUCACAGUGCACCCGGAAUGGCCUCAAGUCCUUCUGAGUCCAACACCGGCCAAGGUGCCCAGAGGCACGACCAAGACCCCCAUCUAGGGGGUCAAAGGCGCACUGGCCCUCUACUGAGAUCCAGGGAUGCGUCUGUUCUCAGAAAGGCCUCUCCUCUUCGGGAGGCCCGAGUGCCCAGGGACGGGUCCAGUGAGAACGAGGAGGUGCUCCAAAGCGUCUUCAUCAUAGACUCUCAGCAUAUACUGAGAAGAGGCCUCAGCCCAGCUCCACCAGCUGCUCCCAAGUCGAGGAAGCGGGCUCUGUGUGGACGCCCAGCCGCUGCUGAGAAGCUGCCCAUCCCCGGAGCUGGCCUCGGCGUCUCUGGGAGGCCAGCCUUGGCUCUGGGGCUGGCUCGCCCCUCACAGCUGAGAAAGAGAAAGCGUGACCCGUUUGACACAAAGAAGCGUGGGAAGAGGAGGAAGAAGCACUGCAGCCAGUAG
This is a messenger RNA of Mesoplodon densirostris (Blainville's beaked whale), 1938 nucleotides long. RefSeq names its product NUT family member 2G-like. The coding region runs from base 1 to 1938 and encodes 645 amino acids. The record is from RefSeq and is a predicted model, not a curated record. Lineage: Eukaryota; Metazoa; Chordata; Mammalia; Artiodactyla; Ziphiidae. The transcript has 8 exons.